Molecule: messenger RNA, 1572 nt
Organism: Emericellopsis cladophorae
Lineage: Eukaryota; Fungi; Ascomycota; Sordariomycetes; Hypocreales; Bionectriaceae
Exons: 4
Coding region: 1-1572 (523 amino acids)
Biological process (GO): transmembrane transport
Cellular component (GO): membrane
Molecular function (GO): transmembrane transporter activity
Source: RefSeq, a predicted model, not a curated record
AUGACUACCGACGUCGAGCGCGCCUCGCAGGACCGCACAAAGGACAUCAAGCCCGCCUCGACAUACGAUGUGGCCUCCAUCAAGCCCACGGCCGUCGAGGCCACGCAUGAUCUCGACGCUGCCGAGAUCUUUCUCCGGGAGCACAACUACACGACCGACCAGAUCGAGGAGCUCCUCGCCGACGGCCCAAGGCAGCGCAGGCUCGUCCGCAAGAUCGACAUGGUCGUGCUGCCCCUGCUCGCCGUCACAUACGUCCUGCAGUACAUUGACAAGCAGGCGAUGAGCUACGCUGCCGUCUUCGACCUCUUUGAGAGCACAAACACCAACCAGACGCAGUACGGGUGGAUGGCCUCCAUCUUCUACCUGGCCUACCUCGUGUCCAACUACCCCUGGGUGGCCCUCGCGCAGCGCACCCGCAUGGGCAAGGUCGUCGCCGGCUGCGUCCUCUCCUGGGGUGGUGUCCUCAUGCUCACGGCCGUGUGUCACAACUUUCCCGGCCUCGCUGCCUGCCGCUUCUUCCUCGGCUUCUUCGAGUCGCCCAUCACCACAUGCUUCAUGAUGACCGUCGCCAUGUGGUACACUCGCUCCGAAUCUCCCUUUAGGGCCGGCAUCUUCUACUGCUGCAACGGCGUCGGAUCCAUGCUCGGCGGCAUCUUCAGCUACGGCAUCGGCCACAUUGAGGGUUUCGCCGUCUGGAAGGCCAUCUUCCUCGUCACCGGCGGCCUCACCGUCCUCUGGGGCAUCGUCCUCCUCCUCUUCUUCCCCGACAGCAUCCUGACGGCCAAGUUCUUCACCAACGAGGAGAAGGCGCUGCUCAUCGGCCGCGCGCGCCUCGCCAAGACCGGCGUGCUCAACCAGCACAUUCGCGUCUACCAGAUCCGCGAGGCCUUUUCCGACCCCCAGGUCUGGCUGCUCGUCUUCUACACCCUCCUCAACGAGACCGUCAACGGUGGUGUCGCCAACUUUGGCAAGCUCAUCGUCAAGGGCGUCGCCCGCUCCAACAUUGAGGCCACCGCGCUCGGCAUCCCCCAGGGCGCCUUCCAGGUCUUCUGGAUCCUAUCGGGCACCUACCUCGCCUCCCGGUGGAUCAGGAGGACCACCACCAUGGCCCUGUACCUCGUCCCGACCAUUGUCGGCACGUGCCUCAUGUGGAAAAUGGACAGGCAGACGGACAAUGGCAAGAUCGGCGUGCUCCUGGGCUACUACUGCGUCGGCGCCUACGUCGCCUCGCUCGUCCUCGCGCUGCAGAUGCCGUCCGUCAACCUGUCGGGCUACACCAAGCGUAUCACCGCAUCGGCCAUGGUCUUCUCCGCCUACUGCGCCGGCAACAUCAUCGGGCCCCAUGCCUUCCUCGCCGAAGAGGCGCCCCUGUACCCGACCGGCUGCAAGGUCAUCCUCGCCUGCGUCAUCGGCCAGGUGGUCGCGGCCGGUCUCCUGAGACUCCUCCUCGUCAAGAGGAACAAGGACCGCGAGGCGGCGCAGGUCGCCCUCGGCGUGGCGCUGGAUACGCAAGGCGAGGAGGCUGUCGACUUGACGGACUUUGAGAACCCUCACUUCCGCUAUGUCUAUUAG